GUAAAAAGCAAACACACACAUAGUAGCUUCAAGUCAGAAAGCACACUUGCAGCGUAGCAUAAUGCCCCAGCCGAUAAUCUUUUCAUCAGUAGUGUCUGUGAAGUGAUGUGUGAUGUGUGUGACCUUUACAACCCUGUGCUGUAUGACCUUUCAUAUCACAGGGCCUUUGAACUGGCCCCAACAGUGAAUAAAAAGGGGGCACAGGUGAGAAAGGGCAGUCAGGAGCUCCUCUGACCAGACUCCUGCACAACCUGUGCCGGCUCUUUGGAUUCAUACGGCUCGAAAUCAUUUUCCUGCUGCUCCUUUUGGUCGUGACAAAGGACACCGAGUCCUGAUAGCAGGGUUUUUAUACUGAAGGUAAUGUCAGGAAAGAUGUGCAGCAGCAGCAACAGCAUUAUUCAGGCACAAAAACUGGUGGAUCAGCUGCGGGUGGAGGCGGGCAUGGAGAGAAUCAAGAUCUCCCUGACAGCAGCUGACUUGGUCCGGUACUGUCAGGAGCACAGGCGCAGUGACCCUCUGCUCACCGGCAUCGCUGCCUCAGCCAAUCCUUUCAAAGACAAGAAGACCUGUGUGCUGCUUUGACAGUUUGGAGAUUAUCACCACAUAACGGACUCCCAUAAGGACAACUCAUGUCUUCAGAUUUUCUACUGAUAAAUGUGUACAACAUAAUAGGCCCUGUGUGAAGGAUUUAGCUGCAUUUAUUGGUAUAAAUGGUAUAAAAUACUCAUGACUGUUUUCAUUAGUUUAUCAUCACCUAAAAAUAAGAAUCACUGUGUUAUUGUUACCUUAGAAUGAGCCGUUCAUAUCUCCAUACAAAGUGUUUUCACGUUGGCUACUGUAGCUCACCUACAUGCUUGGCACACAGGAGAAGUUUCAGUUCUGCAACAGGUGGUGCCCCCAGAUAUUUUUCACAGGGGUGGCCAAAUGAGGCCACUGAAGAUUUUGGGGUGGCUCACCAAAACCAAAAUGCAUAACUGAAUUUAAGGUAUUCACGUCCGCUGUUUAAGUAUAUCUGCUAGUUACAGCUAUGUCAUGCUGUUAUUGGUUUCUUAUUUUACAGUUAACAUUGCUAAUUAUCUGAUGUGCAUAGACGAGUACUGGUACAGUUAAUAUUUUGAGUUCCAGGACAAUCCUGUUUUAAUGUGUUACGUAUCUAUAUAAGUGUUCGGCGAUUCACUGUUCUUCAAGUAGGUUUUCCUUUAAAAGACAAAUAUACAGCUUUAAUUUUAAGGAGUACAUUGAUUGAAAGGAACAAAAACAUCUACUAGGAACAUGUCUCAAGUUGACGAGUAUUCAAAGCAUUCGGAUAUCUUGAGGUGGGACCCAAGGAACCCUCUUUGAAAAUGACCAUGUUGAGGCCUUUGCACACCGAGUCUGUUUUUUCGUCCAGAAUUGUCACACAUCUAAAGAUAAAUAAGACUUUACAUUUGCACACUGAGUCCAAUACUUUCAUCCGUCAUUAAAAGUUUCGAAACAGGUUCUAUUUUGUGUUUUUCGCAUCUGUCAGUGCAUUUAGAAACGCUGGACCAAGAAUCAGUGAAGAAAAUGUGGCAGCAGGACACAGCCGCGACAAGACAGAGGAACAGGGCGCACAGAAUCAUUGCUAAACUCAGAUAGCUACUUUCACCAGGUCAGAUAGUAAUAUUCAGGCAGGUGAUGAUGAAGAGGAGGAUGUGGACCGCACACAGAAUGUGGAGAGAGAGAGGGAGGACAGCUCCAGCUCCACCAGCCGCAGUGCCAAAUGAAAGACAUGGAGGAAGUGAUGUCAGUCAGACAGAUAACUCCAGAGGAGAGAGGCAGAGAGGGAAAUGUCUUUUUUUAUCUUGUCACGUAUUGCGACACAAAAACACAUCAAUAACACAUUGUGCAAGGACUGACAUAUUGACAGAUAAAGACACGCAUCUGUAAAAAACAGACUCAGUGUGCAAAGGCCUUUAGUUGUUACCUUAUGUUACUUAGUCCCCUUCCUGACAAGCUCUGCCAAGAUGGCUGGUACCAAUCGAUGCCUUUGCAUUAGCUUAAAACAAAAGAAAAAAAGAGCGCACCACAGCCUCUUGAAAACCCUAACAUAGGCCACCAAUUAUUUUCAUCAGCAGGGGCCGCCUCUAGAGGGCGCCACUGUUUGCAAUCUCAGUGCUAGAUGCCACCAAAUCCUACACACUGGACCUUUAAAGACAGCACUAGCCACAAGUGAAGAACAAAUGUGAAAAGUUACGGUAAUGGUUUAGCAUUUUGCAGAGUUUCUGAAAG
Epinephelus fuscoguttatus (brown-marbled grouper) is the source of this 2250-nucleotide messenger RNA. RefSeq names its product guanine nucleotide-binding protein G(I)/G(S)/G(O) subunit gamma-7-like. Gene Ontology annotation, biological process: G protein-coupled receptor signaling pathway. The transcript has 2 exons. Gene Ontology annotation, molecular function: G-protein beta-subunit binding. The record is from RefSeq and is a predicted model, not a curated record. Gene Ontology annotation, cellular component: heterotrimeric G-protein complex. The coding region runs from base 361 to 582 and encodes 73 amino acids. Lineage: Eukaryota; Metazoa; Chordata; Actinopteri; Perciformes; Serranidae.